GAAAUUUCAUCAUUUUUAGAACAUCGCUGUUGUGAUUGUGGUCAAACAUCAAAUGGAAUGACAUCUUGAUGACAAUGGAAUCGUUCUCUCAAUCGGCCAUGAAUUAAAACAGACAUUUCAAACUCACAAGCUCUCGACAUCUGCCCCGGCCUGCUGAGAAGGAAACUCUGGAAUCACUAGAUCGUUACGCGGAUCGGAAAACGAGAGACAGAGAACAAGAAUGGGAGGAUCAAACUCCAGAGAAGAAAUAGGCCCGCUCUCAAACCCCAUGUUCUUUAGUCCGCAAGAAUUAAAGGAUCUUGAGUGUGCUUUUGAAUUGGGUGCAAUAGAAGAGAUCAACUCCCUGAUUCAGGAGAAGGUAAACAAUCUGAAGAGCACGGAGCUUCACAUCGCAGUGACAGGAGAAGCGGGCGUAGGGAAAUCUACUUUCAUCAAUGCUUUCAGAGGGCUCAGAAGCAGCGAUGAGGGAGCAGCUAAAUCUGGAAACACGGAGCGCACAAUGAAGCCGACCCAAUACAAACAUCCCAACUUCGAUGAAGUUUCUUUCUGGGACCUUCCAGGAAUUGGAACAACAAAAAUUCCGUUUGAACAAUACUUCAGCAAAAUGAAGUUUGAACUAUACAACUUUUUUAUCAUUAUCUCGAGUGGUCGAUUCACUAAAAAUGAUGCAAGUAUCGCUCAGAAUAUUAAAUCCCUGAGGAAGAAUUUCUACUUUGUACGAUCUAAAAUUGACAAUGAUCUCCGUGCUCAUCAACUCAGUCAUGCUCAGGCUAACAACGAUGCAGAACUGACCAAGAUCAGGGAUUACUGCACUGAUGGGUUGAGGAAAGCAGGGAUUUCAGAACCCAAAGUUUUCCUGAUAUCAAGCUUUCAAGUGAAUGAUUUUGACUUUCCAGAAUUAAAGGAAACUCUUGCAAAUAACCUUGAUGACAUAAGAAAAGAUAUUUUCCUCAGAACACUCCCAAGCACAACAUCGAAGUUUGUGGAACAGAAACGAGAUCAGCUGAAGAACCGAACCUGGAUCUUGGCAGCACAUGCAGUAUCGCUGGGAGCGGUGCCAAUUCCUGGAAUGGACAUUGUCUGCGACCUUGGGAUGCUAGUCACAGCAAUAGAAGAAUUCCGUGAAUUUUUCGGUCUGGAUGAUGCCUCUCUUCAAAGACUGGCCAACGUGACGGGGAAACCUGUGGAAGUUCUGAAGUCAGAAGUGAAAACCUCUCUCGCAGGUGAAAUAAAUAAAGAUCUUGUCAAAAGCAUGUUACUACGUUCCCGUUAUGUUGACACUGCAGAUAAUAUGCCUUUCUUGAAAAAAAUACCAAUCAUUGGUCCCAGAUAUCAAUUAGGAAAAUCACAGAAAAUAACUGAAAAUCUCCUAAAUGAUAUACUGAGCGAAUUUGCGAAGAACGCACAGAGAGUGGUGGACACUGCGUUUGACACUGAUUAA
Messenger RNA from Pristis pectinata (smalltooth sawfish), 1441 nucleotides. RefSeq names its product interferon-inducible GTPase 5-like. The transcript is spliced from 3 exons. The coding region runs from base 221 to 1441 and encodes 406 amino acids. The record is from RefSeq and is a predicted model, not a curated record. Gene Ontology annotation, molecular function: GTP binding. Gene Ontology annotation, cellular component: membrane. NCBI's taxonomy places the organism in Eukaryota, Metazoa, Chordata, Chondrichthyes, Rhinopristiformes, Pristidae.